Messenger RNA from Aspergillus lentulus, 654 nucleotides. NCBI's taxonomy places the organism in Eukaryota, Fungi, Ascomycota, Eurotiomycetes, Eurotiales, Aspergillaceae. The record is from RefSeq and is a predicted model, not a curated record.
AUGGAUGCGCUUCUGUCUCGCUUGGAUUCGUUUGUCCUCGAUCCCCAACUCGCGCCUCUUCUGUCGCUCGUCAAGGGUGCCCGCAAUGGCAUUGUAUACGGGUCGAAAGUGCGGUUCCCGCACGCUUUGGUCAUGAUCUUUCUAUUCCGCUCUGGAACAUUCCGAGAAAAGGUCAAGCUCGUCCUGAAAGCCACACGCCAGCAUGCUCGGAACCUGGCGACGUUUGCUAUUAUAUAUAAGAGUUCCAUGAUCGUUCUGCGCAACGUCAAUCCUACUGGUGUCGGGAAAGAAGGCCGCUAUGACAGCUUCUUUGCGGGUCUGCUGGGAGGAUAUGCAGUGUUUGGUCGGCAUAAAACAAGCAUUACCCAACAGAUCGUCAUAUACGUCUUUGCUCGUGUAGUACUUGCUUUGGCCAAGCUUUCUGUCCAGCCGAAUAUGCACCCUCUCUCCUCAUUGAUCACUCCCGAGUCGCGCGCAAACAUCGAGGCCAACGCUUGGCCAGUAUUUGCAAGUCUCAGCUGGGCACUUGUUAUGUACAUCUUCCGUUGGCAUCCAGAGACGCUUAUGUCGAGUUUGAGAAGCAGCAUGGUAUACAUCUACUCCGACUCGGAUCACUGGGAUUCAUUCCGCAACUUUCUGAUACACAACAAAUAG